CAGCCUAGGGGCCGGCACCAGGGGGUGAUGGAAGCAGCUAUCAGGAUGCUGGGGUCCCUGGUAUUGAGGAGAACAGCGCCGGCGCCGCGGCUCCUUCUCCAGCUGCUUAGGUCCCCAUCGCUCCGGAGUCAUGGAAGUGCCUCCGGCCAGAGUGUGAUCACCGCGGGCCGCGGGGAGCCGCAGUGGCUGAGGGCGGCCGUCUGGGGGCGCCCUGGAUCAUCGCCAGCCUUCCUCACCGGAGAAGGGGCAGCCACCUGGGGGCGCCAGGGAGGACGCCCCGAGACCCAGUGCCUCGUAGCCGCAACGUGGGGACGCCUUCCUAGCCCAGAAGAAGCACUCCCGGGACAGGACAGCUGGAACGGGGUCCCCAACGGGGCCGGACUGAGCAUGUGGGCCCUGGCCACGGCGCUAGUGGUUCACUGUUACAGCAAGAGCCCGUCCAACAAGGAUAUAGCCCUGAUGGAAGCUGCUCGUGCCAACAAUGUCCAAGAAGUCAGCAGGCUCUUGUCAGAAGGUGCAGAUGUUAAUGCAAGGCACAGACUUGGCUGGACAGCACUUAUGGUGGCAGCCAUCAGCCGAAACGACAGCGUAGUACGGAUCCUGCUUGCUGCUGGUGCUGACCCAAACCUUGGGGAUGAUUUCAGCAGUGUUUAUAAGACUGCGAAGGAGCAGGGAAUCCAUUCUUUGGAAGUCCUGGUCACCCGAGAGGAUGACUUCAACAACCGGCUGAACAAUCGUGCCAGCUUCAAGGGCUGCACAGCCCUGCACUAUGCUGUCCUCGCCGAUGACUAUCGCACUGUCAAGGAGCUGCUUGAUGGAGGAGCCAACCCCCUGCAGAGGAAUGAAAUGGGACACACACCCUUGGAUUAUGCCCGAGAAGGGGAGGUGAUGAAGCUUCUGAGGACUUCUGAGGCAAAGUAUCAAGAGAAGCAGCGGAAGCGUGAGGCUGAGGAGCGGCGCCGCUUUCCCCUGGAGCAGCGGCUGAAGGAGCACAUCAUUGGCCAGGAGAGUGCCAUCGCCACAGUGGGUGCUGCGAUCCGGAGGAAGGAGAAUGGCUGGUACGACGAAGAACACCCUCUGGUCUUCCUCUUUUUGGGAUCAUCUGGAAUAGGAAAGACAGAGCUGGCAAAGCAGACAGCCAAAUAUAUGCACAAAGAUGCCAAAAAGGGCUUCAUCAGGCUGGACAUGUCUGAGUUCCAGGAGCGGCAUGAGGUGGCCAAGUUUAUUGGGUCUCCACCAGGCUAUAUUGGCCAUGAAGAGGGUGGCCAGCUGACCAAGAAGCUGAAGCAGUGCCCCAACGCUGUGGUGCUCUUUGAUGAAGUGGACAAGGCCCAUCCAGAUGUGCUCACCAUCAUGCUGCAGCUGUUUGAUGAGGGCCGGCUGACAGAUGGAAAAGGGAAGACCAUUGACUGCAAGGACGCCAUCUUCAUCAUGACCUCCAAUGUGGCCAGCGACGAGAUUGCACAGCAUGCACUACAGCUGAGGCAGGAAGCUUUGGAGAUGAGCCAUAACCGUAUUGCCGAAAACCUUGGGGAUGUCCAGAUUAAUGACAAGAUUACCAUCUCAAAGAACUUCAAGGAGAAUGUGAUACGCCCCAUCCUGAAAGCUCACUUCCGGAGGGAUGAGUUUCUGGGAAGAAUCAACGAGAUUGUCUACUUCCUCCCCUUCUGCCACUCGGAGCUCAUCCAACUUGUUAACAAGGAGCUGAACUUCUGGGCCAAGAGAGCCAAGCAAAGACACAACAUCACGCUGCUCUGGGACCGUGAGGUGGCAGAUGUGUUGGUCGACGGCUACAAUGUGCACUAUGGCGCCCGCUCCAUCAAGCAUGAGGUAGAGCGCCGUGUGGUGAACCAGCUGGCAGCCGCCUAUGAACAAGAUCUGCUACCUGGGGGCUGUACCCUGCGCAUCACUGUGGAGGACUCAGACAAACAACUGCUCAAGAGCCCUGAACUGCCCUCACCCCAGGCUGAGAAGCGUCCCCCCAAGCUGCGGCUAGAAAUCAUCGACAAGGACAGCAAGACCCACAAACUGGACAUCCGGGCACCACUACACCCUGAGAAGGUGUGCCACAACCUCUAGCUUCUACCUACCUGCCUAUACGUGCCCUCAACAUCCAAUAAAGGCCCCUCGGCUGUGGCAUGGCAACUGACCUAUCUUCCCCUCAUGCCCUUUUCCUCCUCUCCACCCAGCCUGAGGCCUUUUCACCUCCUCAUAGCCCCUGGAUGACCUCAGCCUCAAAGUCAAAAAUAGGGAUGUGGCCCUCCCUAAACCCUUUGUUUUGGGUCCAGAACUUGCUAACAGGCCUCCAAGAGAGGAGCUGCCUCCUCACCCCCUUCAAGGCAGGGAGGAGAAGGAGGUCCCAUGUCCUAUCCUUCAGCAUGAUCCCUAUGGCCUUGUAGUCUCUGGGACUUUAUCAUGGUCCCAGGAAGCUCAGAAGUUUGACAGCUAAGAACAGAUCUGCCUGGGAGAAGACAGGAACCAGGCUAUGACCUGCCAUCCUUUGCUGGCCUUUAUGGAAUGGGUCCCCAGAAUGUCUGCAUAGUUUGUGGAGAAAGAGUACAGAGGCCCAGGCACAGAGGUUGUACAGUGUAGGCUGUAGCUUCCUCUUGCCCAUACCCAAAAAUUCCAAGAAGGGACCCAUUAAACCCUUCCCCUCUCUACUGCCAUAUGGUGGCCAUUCCCCCUCACCACACAUUCUGGUAUCAGGCCAGACCAUGCUUCUCCAGCUUUGGAACUAAGCCAGUGUAAGGCACCUCUAGAAGGAAGGUUGAGUGGGUCACUACCCUACUCUGCUCUGGGACUGGACAAUAGUACCAAAUGACCAAGCAAGCUCACUUCUAUAGGGCCUCCUUCAGGAGACUAACACAAACAUUGGGGAGCUAGCUAUAGGGAGAGUGAUAAUGAAGUCAGGUUGUUCCAGGUGGCCAUGCAGUCUGCAUGUUAGUCACUAAGCAGAGGGUCUGCACACCAUCCCCCAAGGGCAUACCACAAACCAGCCAUGUUUCAACCCCAGCUUAGCAGGACACAACAAAGCCUAGUGCAUCCUUGGGUACCAUCAUCAGUAGCCCAUCACCUGCAGGGCCUUUUUGGCUCCCUCCUUGGUGUCAGCUAAUCUCUUUUAGGAGCAGAAAAUAGAGGCAGGAAUUAAAGUCCCUUGGGUGAUGGAAGAAUGCCCCAACAAAGUGGUAGGUAUGAGGCAGUCAGAAGUCAGGAAAUGGGCUCCAGCAAAUGCUCCAGCAAUCACCGUCCAGUCCCUCAAAGAGCUAUCUGCUGCUUCCUACCUCAGUGACUGCCGUUCUUUUUACUGCUGCUGCUGCUACUACUACUACUACUACUACUACUUGUUUGGAAAUAAUUUUAGACUUACAGAAAGUUGCAAAAAUAGUAGUUCCCACAUAUCCUUCACCUCUUGUGUCUUAGUAUUAACAUCUUACAAAGUUAUAGUAUAAUUAUUAAAAGCAGGAAAUUAACAUUGACACAGUACUAACUAAUCUGUAGAUAUUCAGAUUUUGCCAUUUUUCCCACUGAUGUCCUUUUUCUGGUCCAGGGUCCAAUCCAGGAUUCCAUGUUACAUUUCUUUUUUUUUUUUUUUUCCAUGUUACAUUUCGUUGAAUGUUUCCUUUGUCUCCUUCAGCCUGUGACAGUUCCACCAUCUCUCUUUGCCCUUCAUGACCUUAACACUUUUGAAGUGUCCAGACCGUUAUUUUGUAGAUUGUUCCUCAGUUUGAGUUCGUCUCCUGUUUUCACGUGAUUAGAUUGAGUCUGCAGUUUUGGCAAAACUUCCUCCAGAAGUGAUGAUGUGCCCUUUUAGUGCCUUCUAGCAAGGGGUGAUGUUAACUUUGAUCACAUGACUGAGGUGGUGUGUGUCAGGUUUCUCCACUAUAAAAUUACUAAUUUCCUCUGAAAUUAAUAGGAAUCUGGUGGGAAGAUACUUUUAAGCUAUGCAAAUGUCUUAUUUAUCCUUAAACUUUUGCUACCAAUUUUAGCAUCUACCGAUGGUUUUUGCUUAUGAGUAUUAAUGCUGUGUUGGCCUAAUGAUGACUUUGUAUUUACUUAUUUCAUCUGUAUUUAUUAAUUGGUAUUCUGUUUUAGAAAGAACUAUCUCUUUUUCUCCCAUAUAUUUAUUCUUUAAUUUAUUUAUAUCAGUAUAAACUGAUGGAUUUUCUUUUUUAUCCUGUGGGCUCUAAUCUAAUACUAGUUUAUCUGUUGCUCAUACUGGCCCAGAUCUGGCCAUUGGGAACUCUUCAGGUUGACUUCUGUAUUGUUUCAGCACUGCCCUCAUCAUUUUUUUAGCCCUUCCUUACUCUCUAGCACCACACAAUGUUCCAAGCUCAUUUAUAUUUUUCCUGUUCCAGCCCUGGCAUCAGCUAAUUUCCCAGGUAGUUCCUGGUUCCUUGCACUCGAGAAUGGGCACUAGGUGUAUUAAUUGCUACUAAAGUGUCAUUACUUCUAGGCUCUUUCAGCACACAGAUCUAGGAAAUAGGUGUAUUCCUGUUAACACACACUGUUGGAUUUAUCAUUGUAUCUAUAUGUAUAUUAUUAAAAAUCAUGAGUUUACAUUGAAACCUA
This is a messenger RNA of Nyctereutes procyonoides (raccoon dog), 4569 nucleotides long. It is a transcript of the gene CLPB, whose product is annotated as ClpB family mitochondrial disaggregase. The transcript is spliced from 16 exons. NCBI's taxonomy places the organism in Eukaryota, Metazoa, Chordata, Mammalia, Carnivora, Canidae. The record is from RefSeq and is a predicted model, not a curated record. Gene Ontology annotation, cellular component: mitochondrion; cytoplasm. Gene Ontology annotation, biological process: cellular response to heat. Gene Ontology annotation, molecular function: ATP binding; ATP hydrolysis activity; protein binding. The coding region runs from base 28 to 2079 and encodes 683 amino acids.